CCACUCCCCUCGUGGAUGGGUUGUGGAGGAGUGGUGGUGGCCUCUCAAAUCGACUAUAAAUUGUCACCUCUCCGAGACUGCCGCACCCUGCACUCCCUCGUUUCAGAUUCGUGCCUCGGAGCUCAUCAGCAUGGGGCAUCUCUGGCUGUCUCCCCUCGUUGUCCUGGCCGCCCUGGCGUGUGCUAUCACUGCGCACGGCUUUCUGGAAUCGCCUGACACCGAUGUUGAGGAUUCGCUUGGAAACGUUGGUGACUUGGACCAGUGCGCAUUGUGCCAGACCACAAUGGAAGUUGCCGUGGACCUUCUGAAGAUUCGCAAGAAUGUAGUGUUCAAACAAUCGUGCAAGUCAAUGAAAAAAACGGCUGACUAUCAACCGUGUCUGAAAAUGGCCAGGGACGUGUUGAAAAAGCUAACCAGCCAACCGAGAAUCGAAAUGUGCAAGCACCUGCAGGCGUGUGCAGCGACCCAAGUGGAAGACUCGUACGACAUGAGCAUAUAACAAGCUGCUGACAUCAACCACGUGUUGGAUAAUCUUUUGUAGAAGAUGACAUUCCCCUGCUUUUUGGUUUGGCUUUAGCACGCAGGCGCAAGUACAUGCACACAGGUGGAACACACACGGCCACACAUUUACUCGCAAACAUUGGAUAUCAUCGUAUUUGUUCAUUACCCAUUGACACGCGACAAAUGGUGUCUCCUCCCAAAAUCACUUAGUUUACUGUAGGGCAUCAAUCUUAAUCCAGUGUGAAUUUUCGCAGCUCAUGCCGCCACGUGUCAUCAGCCUGUAAUGCUGCGUCAUUGCUGUAUUAGAAUUAGGGUUGCCACCUGUCCUGUCUUUUUCCCAGGAUUGGACCCUAGUUAAGGCAGCUUGUCCUCGGAGUUCUGUAAGUCUUCCUAGGACAUUAGAAGUCCCGGUGUGUGUAAUUUGGUAAAUAUACACCAUUCAAGACAGUGCAAUUUAAGUGUAUUUCUGCGCCCUUUCAAAAUGGUGAGGUAGUAUUCUCCCCACGAUAUGUCCCGAGUUUUUUUUUGUACCACAGAGGUGGCAACCCAGUCAAUGCUGGAUCGAAAUCUUGUUGAGCAGCCCAAAGUGCAUGUUUGUGCACCGGAAUGCAGGCAAUGUGAGCCCAGUACUAACGUCAAGCAUUUAUUCACAUGUGUUUUUUUUGGAAAAUGUUUUAAACAGCUAGUCUGGUAAAUGUAUACGAGUGUGUGUGUAUACUACUGGAAUAGCAAUAUAAGCCAAGGUUUCUAUUCAUAGCAGCUAUUGGUCAGUCUGUAAUCUGAGUCCAUGAUGCCUUUCAAGAAAUGUUCUACAGCGACAUAAAUAUUACAUAAAAUGAGCACAACUCUGGGAGAAAUGACUACCACAGUGAUCAGGGUGUUCCAGUGUGGGAAGUACCCACACGUGCGUGGUUAUUAUCUAUUAAUACUUGAAGAUAACCCACACGUGUGGCAUAAGAACACCUGGACACUCCAAGCGAGUCUAAAACAUGCCGACAUACUGUGCCAAGCUGUGCUGCUUUCUGGAAUGCGCCCGCCAAUUGGCUGAUAGUACACUGCAGGAUGCGACUGGAUUUCGUCAUUCAUUGGCUGUUAAUACCGAUGUGUACGUAACACAGCCAGCACCACAUCGUUACUCUUGUGCAGCGCAUUAUUUCAGUCCGGAAUGCUGUUCUGGGAAUUAUUUUGACACAACACACUCCAUCUCGCCUUAUUUUCUACAAAUCCACCUUAACAGGGUUAUAGGAAUAUAACAAUAUCGUUUUAUGACGUAUAGGCGGACCUUGUGUACUCUAGUGGCAGUGCCUUACACCGAUAAUCCCCACUCCAAGCCAGCCUAGCAGCAUUCCAGUAACUAUCCAGUGACAAAUGAAACCUUGCGCGUGUGGUUAAAUAGCGCGUUUACGCACAAAAUGUGUAAUAGGUGUAUCCAUGUAACAUGAGCAGUGGUCACAGGCACCUAAAGUCAAAUUCAACAUUCACGCGCGUUACACUAACAUAGGCCUAUACGAGCACACAGAGGACCACAUUAACACUGCUUUAGCUUAAGCGUCGCCCUUGCUUCAUACGGCAAAAUGUCAUUGAUAUUUUCAAUAAAGAAAAAUAUUGUGUCAAAAAA
Petromyzon marinus (sea lamprey) is the source of this 2119-nucleotide messenger RNA. RefSeq lists its product as uncharacterized. The record is from RefSeq and is a predicted model, not a curated record. Lineage: Eukaryota; Metazoa; Chordata; Hyperoartia; Petromyzontiformes; Petromyzontidae.